Messenger RNA from Magallana angulata, 4111 nucleotides. Its product is annotated as ADP-ribosylation factor GTPase-activating protein 1-like. Gene Ontology annotation, biological process: regulation of endocytosis; regulation of ARF protein signal transduction. NCBI's taxonomy places the organism in Eukaryota, Metazoa, Mollusca, Bivalvia, Ostreida, Ostreidae. Gene Ontology annotation, molecular function: GTPase activator activity. Bases 120 to 1724 code for a protein of 534 amino acids. The record is from RefSeq and is a predicted model, not a curated record. The transcript is spliced from 12 exons. Gene Ontology annotation, cellular component: Golgi membrane.
UUAAUGGACUGACAACUCACCAAGUUUCAAGACGAAAUAUAAGAAAAGUAUAGAAAACCUUGCGGUUUCACUUCAGAUUAACUUGUAACUUUUUAUAUAGCCUAUAGAGAAUCGGAGAAAUGGCCAGUCCACGAACAAAGAGAGUUUUGAAAGACAUUCGUCUCAAAGACGACAAUAACAAAUGCUUUGAAUGCGGUGCACACAAUCCUCAGUGGGUCAGCGUUAGCUAUGGAAUAUGGAUUUGUCUAGAAUGCUCAGGAAAACACAGAGGAUUAGGUGUACAUUUAAGUUUUGUAAGAUCUGUUUCUAUGGACAAAUGGAAAGACUCUGAAUUAGAGAAAAUGAAGGCGGGAGGAAACAGAAAAGCACUGGAGUUCUUUCAGUCACAGUCAGACUUUUCUGAUGGAAUGUCCAUUCAGGAUAAAUACAACUCAAAAGCUGCGGCAUUAUUACGAGACAAGAUAACAACAGAGGCAGAGGGAAAAUCCUGGAGUAUAUCCACCUCCUCAGCAAAAGACUACGUAGCAUUCAAACCCCGCAGUACCUUGCCAAAGUCAUCCAGUUAUUCAAAACCCCACUCCAAUGGCUACAGCAAUUUCGGUGCAGACGACAGCUACCAAGAUAACUAUCAGGAUGCAGAGUUCUACAAAAGUGAUGAUUUCAAAAAGAAGAGGGAUGAUUUCUUUGAUCGACAACAAAGGGAAAAUGCCAAUAGACCCGACGAUCUGCCACCCAGUCAAGGGGGGAAAUAUGUAGGAUUUGGGAGUUCCCCUGCUCCCCAGUCAAAGAACGAUGAUUUCUUUGACACGACUCUAUCAUCUCUAUCAUCUGGCUGGUCAUCGUUUACAAUUGGAGCCACAAAAUUUGCCUCAGUUGCGUCUGAAAAGGCCGCCAAAGCUGCUAGCGCUGCUUCAAAGAAGACAAAGGAGUUCGGACUAACAGUGAAUGAAUCAGUUAUAAAGCCCACAAAAGAAAAGGUAAAGGAAGGUAAAAUUCUGGAUGAUGUCUCAACAUCAAUGUCCAGUUUCGCCAGCCGAGUGAAAGAAGGUACUUUGAUCAACGACGUCGGAACCUCCAUGAGCGGGUUUGCAGCCAAGAUCAGUUCAAAAGGAUGGACCAACUUUUCCUUGUGGGGUGACUCUAAGUCCCCAACAGGGGGCCCAGGGGAGAAGUCUUCACUCCUGUUAGACAAGUCAUCAAACAGCAGUGAUCCUAGUCAGAAUAGUUUGCUGGACAAUGAGGAUGAUUCCUGGGGAGGAUGGGAAGAGACCGACUCUUAUCAGAGCAAAAAGGAGGCUUCAUCCCAAAGCAAAAAGAAGAACAAACCACAGAAACUUACCGAGGAAGACGAGUUUGAGGCGUGGCUGAAUGAUGACGCACCACUCCAGUCGUCCAAAUCCAAAUCAAAAAGCAAAGAUGAAUGGGAUGACUGGGGCGAGGAAAAGACUGAGAAGAAGAGUAAGAAAUCGGACAAAAGUGUGAAAAAAUCAGGGGACAAAUCGUCUUCUGGAGGGGAUGGGUGGAGUGACGUGAAUUGGGACUCAGACUUUGCCUCACCCCAGAAGCAGAAGCAGCCUCUGGUUGGGAAUCUGUUGGACUUUGGUGAGGAGGAGGAGGAGGAGGAAACAAAGGGAACCUCCUCAGGGUGGGACAAUGAGGUCUGGGCAGAUGACGAUGAUGAUGACAACUGGCAGAGUCUGGAAGAAAACUCCAAGCUGAAAUGAUCAAGGUUGUUGGUUAGGAGUUAUACCAUUUCUAUGUGCCAGUAUUUGUCAUGAUUUCUGUACAAUCUCAGCAUUGUAUAAAGACCUGUUUUAAGAAAAAAAUAAGUUAAUAUCACUCACUGCAUGUUUAUUUCAGCCUAGCUUUACUGGUUUUUUGAUUAACCUUAUUCUUGACUGUAUACAUAUACAUGUAUGUAUAUGCACCAUAAACAGCAAUUGUGUGUACAAGUUUUAUGACGUCAAUAUGUAAAGUUAUUGCAGGUUCUAAAAAAGGAAUAGAAAAAAAAUGACUGGAUUUAGAAAUUGCUCAGAUAUGUAAAUGUCAAGCAUUAUUUAAUUUACUGUAAGUUUUAAAUAUGUUGAUGAAUGUGGCAAUUGUAAGGUCAUGUAUUUAUUUUGUUGUCCAAAUAGGUGCAAUUCUAGUCCAGUGGACACUGGAAUAGGAUGGCUAGAUUGAUUCAUUAUAAAGCUAGAAAUAGUACAAGUUCAUGUAUUAAUAUAGAAAAUUGUGCAAUACUAAGUUAAUGGUUAGGAAAUUUGUUACACACAGAGCCCAAUAUUUAAAUAGUGAGAUGGGCAGAAGACCAAAUCAUCAUCGCAGAAUUUCUAACAAUUACUGUAAAAUCAUAAAAUUAACCAGUGACUCGAUCUUCAUAUUUCCAUGGAAACCCUCACACAUAUGUUUACUUCCUCACUGAACUAUGAAAAACACAAUCUCCAUUUACUAAUUAUACAUUAUAUUGACAAAAACAUGUAAACAAAAAAAUUAGCAAUUCAUAAAAAAAAUGACCCCCUCGAAGUGAACAAGUUCACAGUAUAAGGUUGUUACUUUCAUUUUUGAUUUUCAUUCCUUUUCUGUAUUAUUAAAAACUUGUGCGUAGAAAUACACCAAUAAUAUCUUUGAACCUUUUUUGUAUGUAAAUAAUAAGAUGACUCAAUUGAAUGUCAAAUGGAUUUCAUCUAAAAUUGGUUAUUAAUCAUAUUUGUUAGAUACGCUUUUAAGAGUGCUAAGUGAAUUACGGACUGUAUAUGUUAUUGUUUUUGCAAACAAAUGAUGCAGCUGGUUUGUGUCUAGUGAUAGAAUUGCUGUUACAAGUUAAUGGCUACUAUACUUUAAAUUAUUGUAGCUGGGUUUUUUUUUUAAACCCUUGGAUGUUUUUGUCUGAUUUCCUCAAAACAUAGUAUGAUAUGAAAUACAUGUCCAUAAUUAUGUAUGAUUAAUAUCAGCAUAUUUACUCUCAAUAUACAAACUUGCAGCCUGAUGAAGGUGAUGUAACAAAAAAAAAAACAUUGUCCUUUUUUUUUCAAUGAGAAAUUUGAAGGCAAACAUGUUGAUUUCUCUUAGUCUAAGAGUCUUAGAAAUGGCUGAUGCCUAGUAAAUUAAAUUCUUGUUGAAGGAAUUUUUGAGUCAAACCCUCAAACUGCCAAAAACAAAUUUUUGUUAAUUGUUUUAAUGUUUUUCAUGCUUCUUUUAUAUUUUCAUUUAUGGUAUGUGUUUUGGGGCAUUAGAGGUUAUUUUCUAAACUCUCCACAACUCUUAAAAGAUAAAUAUGAUACCAUUUGACAAUAAAUUGUCCUAAAUUUGUUGUACUGUUUUUGAUUUUGAUGUAUAGAUGAAAACUGCAAGUUGGCCAUUUUAAUAUAUUUCUAGUAUUAAAGCAAGAUUAAACAGUAUUUGAUUUGGUGCAUUAAUGAAAAUAGUUGCUUACUUCAAUAAACAGUAAUGUAAUGCAUCAAUCAUAGUCACUGAGGAAAAAUUGCCUUGAUUAAAGAUAUUAUUUGAUUUACUUAUGAAAAGUAAGUCACUGCAUUGAUUAUACAUGUAUGAGGUUUUCUUAUCAUUAUAUUUUAAAUCAGUAACAUUCUGACCACUUCAAAUAAUGUGUAAUGGCAUAUCCAUGUACAUGCAAUGAGUCCUCUCAAAUCUGAUUUUAAUGAACUUGGCUCUGUUAUUUUUUUUAAUUUCAUUUGUACAUAAUAAUGAAAAUUUACCUGUACACUUAUAAAAAAUAUAAAUAUAAAAAAGUUGUCAACCCUCUGUGCAUUGAAUUUCGACUGUGAUAUGAUAAAAAAAAAAAAAAAGGAAUCAAAACUAUGAUUGAAAUGAAUGCCUUUUUUGUUAUCUUUCUGAGAGUUAUCUCUCUUGUAAGAGGGUAAAUAAAUAAGCCUUAAAAUAUACUGGAAUUUAAAGUUAAAUCUUAUUUUCAACACAGUUUUAUCAUGUAUUGAUGUCAAAAGAAGUUGGGUGCAGCUAGACUUCUUUAGUUUGCUGUCAUUCUGACAAAAAUGUUUUUAGCUUCGAACAGAUCCAAUGUACAUGUGCUAUGUAUUUUUGCCACAAAUGCAUAUUUUGUUGGAAAAAGAUGGAAUAAAUGUUUUAAACUCAU